Verruconis gallopava is the source of this 2072-nucleotide messenger RNA. RefSeq lists its product as uncharacterized. Gene Ontology annotation, cellular component: peroxisomal importomer complex; peroxisomal membrane. The record is from RefSeq and is a predicted model, not a curated record. NCBI's taxonomy places the organism in Eukaryota, Fungi, Ascomycota, Dothideomycetes, Venturiales, Sympoventuriaceae. Bases 102 to 1454 code for a protein of 450 amino acids. Gene Ontology annotation, molecular function: zinc ion binding; ubiquitin-protein transferase activity; protein binding. The transcript has 2 exons. Gene Ontology annotation, biological process: protein import into peroxisome matrix; protein monoubiquitination.
CCCCAGCUUGGGGUUCGAUCUUACGCGAACCUGUCGCAAUACAAUUUGUUCUCGAGCCCGCGCCUUCACCCGUUGGGAAGCGCGCUUCAAGUCUACCCAGCAUGGAGUUUAUGGCGAAUCUCCAGGGCGGCGUCGACGAGCUGAAGCCGUCCCUGUUCGAGCUGCUGUCAGAACAGCAACUCUCCUCGUUGCUGCCACCCUCAUUACGAUAUGUUCUCGCCGUCGCGACGCACCGUCAUCCUCGCUACCUCCUUCGUGUCCUCAAUUCCUUCGACGAGCUGUACGCCCUGCUCAUGCUUGUGGUCGAGCGCUACUACCUGAAAACGUACGGGGGCUCCUUUACGGAGAACUUCUACGGCCUUAAGCGCGAACGCGUGCUGAGGGUGAAGGGAGGUGAGAUACCCCGGGCUCAACUCGGCGCCGCGUCGCAAGUUCGCGAGACGCUCAAGCUGCGCAAUAGCGAUGUGUGGCGCAACCUUGCCGUGCUGGUCGGCUUGCCGUACAUCAAGCGGAAGCUAGACGAGAGCUACGACAUUCACGCUGCUCAUUCGUCGGUGCUGGGGCCCCGGUUUCAGCAGGAGCAGCUGCCGAACAACGCGAGCCUCAAACAACGGUUCAUGUACUACUACAAGUGGUUCCUGCGGAAGGUGUACCCUAGCGUCAACGCGGCGUACUACUUUGCCCUGCUCUCCUUCAACCUUGCCUACUUGUUCGACUCUUCCAAGUACGACUCGCCGUUCCAUUGGCUUAUCGGCACCAGGAUACGGAGGAUGGGCGAAGCAGAUCACCGAGCCAUCGCCGCCGCCACGCAAUCGGCGAAGUUGCCCGCGGCCCGCCCGGGACAGUCCAACAGCAUCUUCAGCAGGCGCACUAUAACGCAUGUCGUCGGACCGAAGCUUCUCGGCUCGCUACGCUUCCUGCUUCCCAUGUCCAUUUUCGCCUUGAAGUUCCUGGAGUGGUGGCAUGCUUCCGACUUUGCGCGACAGCUGUCCCGUAAGGCUGCUGAGAACCUCGAACUGCCGCCGCCGAUUAUAGCUGGCCUGCUCGGCCCGGCGGCCAAGAAGACCGCUGCCGACGCCGAGAAGUCAGCGCCGGAGCCCACGAAACCGUCGCCGCCAAUAUCGUCGACUACCCUGCUCCCUAUAUUCACCGUCCCGGCACCAUCUGCCGAGACUUCUGCGUCGUGUCCUGUCUGCUGUAAUGAGAUUGUCAAUCCAACCGCCGCACCCUCGGGAUACGUCUACUGCUAUUCGUGUAUCCACCGGUGGGUGGAAGGUACCCACGACAGACAGGAGGCAUUCAUGAACGGCGUUGGCGGCGAUGAGGGUUGGGCUGAUGAGGAGACUGGCGGAGCUAGCAGGGAAGGAAGGUGGGAGAGUGGCAAGGGGAGAGAUCCUGUCACGGGACGAAGGAUACUAGGAGGAACCGAACUGCUUAGACGUGUGAUCAUAUAAAAACGAACGUUGGAAACGAACUGCGAGAUCACGACACACACAUAACCACAUAUUUCGCUGCUUCUCCUCGUCUUACCUCUCCUGCUUCUUAGUCGGCACGUUCAUUGUUUGCUUCCAAAAGCUCGUGGUAGCGUCGACGAUGUUUGCUCGUUGCAGUCAUUAUGCCACCCUCUGGCCAUUUUGGACGGUUUGUGCACAACGUAGUGCACGGCCUUGUUGAUCAUAUUAGGCAUCCAGGGGCUGAAAAGUUUGAGCUGGAAGUCCUACACUGCAUUAACAAGCGGCUUUAGCAACGCACCGGAAAAGAUGUGCUUCGGGACACAUGCACAAUCUGUUAUCUUGCUGUUUACGGAAGACGCUGAGGAAAACUGAGUCAGCAUCGCUACUAUUGCAAACUUGUUCUGCUGCCAUCAACAUUUGCGAAUCGGUAACGACAUAUCUACUCCUGGAUUUCAUUGUUCGUCUCUUACCCCCACCCCUCUACGAUGUAGGAGUUGCAAAUCAGAUCUGGCGGUCUACGACGCUUCGAACGAGAUGGAUAGACGUAAGAGAGAAGACAGGCUAUAUCGACGUCAAAUAUCAUCUUGGCACUCUAAAAAUGCUUAUUUUUUUUUCUUU